UUUUUGAUCCUGACAUCUCUGCUCGUCCCUCUUGUUCAAAUGUCCAUGUCUUAUAUCCUGAUAAGACAAACUGAACCGUAUCCAUUCUGCAUAUGCUCAGUUUGGUGUGUAUUGCUAGAGAGUGCAUGUGAUCAGCACAGGGCCAAUCAGCACUGUCCAGACAGAGGUCAGGGGUUUUGCAAUUCCUAGAGCAGAAAGAAAACUCCUCCUACAAGCUUUAACCAGUGCUCUGCUGGACACUGAUAGAAGUCACAAGACUGCUCUGACUGCUGAUGAGAAAAGGUAGUUAGCAGUUUAUAUUUACUAA
Molecule: messenger RNA, 307 nt
Organism: Staurois parvus
Lineage: Eukaryota; Metazoa; Chordata; Amphibia; Anura; Ranidae
Source: the annotation of a GenBank genome assembly